AUGGAGUACAGUGUUGUCGAAUUUACUGAUGGAGUCAAUCUAGUCCCUACAAUUUGGCUAUCUGCAGACCACAAAAAAUGUCAUUGGCCAUUAAUUGAAAACAAAAUGAUUUAUUCUAAAAUGGUGUCAAGCCAAGUUAUGCCUAGGCCGAAUGAUCCAUCUUGGGGAAUAUAUCCUAUCAAAAAAGUUUUGUGCAAAACAAACACAUACCAAGAAGGAAUUUAUAAAUUAAAAAUAGCUGAAAAGUAUUCAGAAGUUGAAAGCAGUGCUAGUGAUGCAGACCCUAAAGCUAAGCGAGCUAAAAGGCAAUUAAGAGCAAAAAAAAACUUAUUUGAUAACUUGUCCGAUUCUGAUUCUAAUAGUAUUACAAGCAACCAAAAAUAUGAUGAUAUAGAAAAUACAAAUUUAUUAAAAACUCAAUCAACUUUUGAAGACCAAACUCAACAUAAUGUUCAUGAAGAUAUUACAGCUUCUGCUCAGUUUCCACAGUUUCCAGAUGAUCACAUCGUUGAAACAAUGAAUUUUGCUACUAAUUUUGCUACAAAAGAUCAAACUGAAAUAAAUAAACAAAAGUCAUCCGAGAAAAUAUUUACUGCUAAAGAAGUUUAUAAGAUGCUUUCAAAAAUCAAUUCCGAAAUGAUCCAAGUACGUGAAGAAAUUGCUGAAGUUAAAGAACAUGUAAUGCAGCAGAAUGCAUCUUCUAAUGUUUGUUUGAAUGGGACAGAACUUGUGGGUAGUAGUACUCUUACAGCUUUUGAUACAGAUCUCCCGUAUUUAACUGAUGGUCAAUUUAAAGCAGCUGAAAAUAAAUUAAAUGAACCUGCAUAUUUAACUUUAUUGGUGAAUGAUCUCAAACGAUUGGGAGGAACUGAUUAUGAAGAUGUAGUAACCAAUGCACUAGCAUAUAUAAUUUCAAAUCAGCUAGCUUGUCAAUACAGUUGGAAGGAAAAAGGGGCAAAAAGUUCAUUCAGCAAUGACUUUAAACUAUUUAAUAAAGCCAUUCUAAUACUUGUUCGCUUUACAAAGGCUGAUCUAACUAAUAAAAUGUACGGAGAAAUUGUUGCGAAGUGGUUGGUUCAAGCUCCACAAAGGUUUAAAAGAGAAGAAGCGAAAAAAGAAAAGGCCAGAAGAAUACUGCAAUUAAAUGAAGAUGUAGGUGACCAAAAUUGA
Molecule: messenger RNA, 1170 nt
Organism: Macrosiphum euphorbiae (potato aphid)
Lineage: Eukaryota; Metazoa; Arthropoda; Insecta; Hemiptera; Aphididae
Source: the annotation of a GenBank genome assembly